Messenger RNA from Lytechinus pictus (painted urchin), 3241 nucleotides. Its product is annotated as synaptotagmin-7-like. The transcript is spliced from 7 exons. The coding region runs from base 1 to 1011 and encodes 336 amino acids. Gene Ontology annotation, cellular component: plasma membrane; exocytic vesicle. Gene Ontology annotation, biological process: calcium-ion regulated exocytosis; cellular response to calcium ion; regulation of calcium ion-dependent exocytosis. NCBI's taxonomy places the organism in Eukaryota, Metazoa, Echinodermata, Echinoidea, Temnopleuroida, Toxopneustidae. Gene Ontology annotation, molecular function: phosphatidylserine binding; SNARE binding; calcium ion binding. The record is from RefSeq and is a predicted model, not a curated record.
AUGACAGAAAUGGCAGUGGAAUCUGAGCGCAAUGGACGUUUGUUUGAGAGGCCGAAACCCAAAGUUGGCGUGGAACACGUCCAGCCUGAUCCAAGCAAGCUUGGCCAGAGUCAGCAACUCGGAAACAGCAAUGGCCAGGCCGAAGCCAUAGGCGUUGCUCAAGGCUUAGAUGACGAUUCCUUUCAGUUCGGGGAAGAGCUAGGAAAGAUCCAGUUCUCCCUUAUGUACGACUUUCCCGAUCAAACACUGGUGCUGCGGAUCGUCAAAGCAAAUCAUCUUCCUGCCAAAGAUUUCAGCGGAACAAGUGAUCCUUUUGUUAAAAUCAUGCUCCUGCCAGACAAAAAAGUCAAAAUGGAGACCAAAGUGAAGAGGAAAAACCUCAAUCCUAUUUGGAACGAAUCUUUUCAUUUUGAAGGUUAUCCAUACAGCAAAAUACAAGAGCGUGUUCUGCAUCUGCAGGUGCUGGACUACGAUCGCUUUAGUAGAAACGACCCGAUCGGGGAGAUCAACUUGCCACUCGCCGAGGUCGACUUGACACACGAAAAAUUGUACUGGAGGGCACUCACGCCAAGUAAAAAAUCAUCAGGUAAACUCGGGAGUUUACUGGUGUCAUUGUGCUAUGCACCUACAGCCGGAAGGAUUACAAUUACAGUCCUCAAGUGUCAAAAUUUAGCUGCCAAAGAUAUUACAGGAAAAUCAGAUCCGUACGUGAAAAUCUGGCACAUGCACAAGGACAAGCGCGUUGAGAAGAAGAAAACAGUCAUCAAGUACCACACGCUCAAUCCAGUCUAUAACGAGUCCUUCGUCUUUAACAUCCCGCUCGAUAGGAUACGUGACACGACCUUCGUCGUUUCGGUCCUGGACAAGGACCGCCUCUCAAAGAACGAUAUGAUCGGCGGGAUCCUUCUCGGGGCGCGGACGUCGCCGGCCGAAAUGAGCCACUGGAACGAGAUGAUGAGCAAGCCGCGGACUAAUAUUGCCAAAUGGCAUGUGCUAAAAGGGGUUAAUUGAUGAUAGCGCCGUCGCCGCGGCGUUUUCGAUGUCGAGUUGGUACUUUCAACACAUGUGCAUUUAUCCGACUGUAGAUUUCAAGCCAACUGUCCGACCCCCGUUUUCAGGUUCUAGCGGAAGUGUGGGGGAUUGGGAACUGCGUAGUAUUCUGAGAUCGAUGGAAUUCAUGAUUUACAUCUCAGAGUUUUGUAUAAGCAUGCAUCGUCAUUUAGUUGGUGUCCGUGCGUAUGUUUCCUGGUGUGAUAAAAGGGCAUGUACUGCCGAGGACUUUGUGAUCAUGGCUCAUAAGACAUCAUAUUGUGUACUCUCAUCUAUCUCUUUCUACACUUUCAUUGACUUCAAUUCUUGAUGGCAUCUUGCUCCACAGGACGACCAUCCGUACUACCAACCCACGACGAGAUGCAUUGCAUUUCUCCUGGUUCCUGCAUGUCAUCACCCGUGUGAAGGGUGGCAAUAAUCCAUAAAAUGCCUGGGAAUAUCAUUAUACCUCAGCAGCGGACAGCCUUCCAAGAUUCUCGCGGAAAAGAAUUUCCCAUCGCCAUGAUCCCUCUCGUCUCCUCAGGGUCCGGUAACAUAAAGCGUAGCGAUCGAUUGUACAGGUGGUUUGAACGCUAGAUUGCACGUUAAUGAUUGUAGUAGUAAUCAAAGAAAUCAACUCUGCAAUCAAUCGCUAAGCUAAAUGUCACAGCGCCCUCAUCAUUUUUUAACCCAAAGAUGUAGAGAUACACAAGACUCAAUAUGCCUUGAUGAUGCUAUAUGCAGUAUCAUGCAUAUGCUUAUUAAUAAAACAAAGCAAUCAUAUGACACAAUAUGUUUAUGAAUAGAUAAUUAUAGUUCAUAGAUUAUGUGAAAGCUAAAAGAUUAAAUACAUGUAUGAUCUAUAUAUUUUAUUGGUGAAUCAUUUAAUGAUUCGGUUUUCUAUGAUAUAAUGUUAUACUAAACAUUCCGUGUUAGUGCUCUGUACUGUCAUGCUUUUCUAUUAUCCAUAAUGCAGCAUACUGCUCAAAUAUUAGGAAAUUUACCAUUUCGUCUUAUUUACGGUACGGAUUUACCCAUUUUCUCUUGCAUUCACUUGGUCUUGCACCACAUAGUCUUUAUGAUAAUUCAAGGUACAGUCAAAAACCCACCUCUUUCUGAAUGUUUUCGUAACCACCCUUUCACACGGUAAAAAAAAUUGUGAUUUGAAUGAUGAUUCCCAUGAAAAAUAAGGCAAAUGAAGAAUUUGUAGCACGUGUGAAUCCAAACUAGAACAUGAUUAGAAUCACGAACGCGAAUCACAAUCACGAAUUCAUAUUCUACUGUUAAGUUUCACUCAAAUUAUGGUACGAAUUCGCGUGUGAAAGGCUUGACCUCCAAUACAUCUUUUGGGGGCGGAGCUUAUGUGACCUUUCAAGCACUUCCGUAGAUAAUACAAUUGCCAUGCACUCAUUGUUUAUAUUUGCGAUGCAGUGCUUUGAUUGACAAGUCACCAAGGACACAUGCCGCCUUCGCUCGGGAAUUCAAAUUCAAAUCACAGUUUUCAAGUGAGCGUGUGAAAUGUCCGCUAAUUCUAAAGACGAAAUGCAAUCAUCAACAAUGCUGAUUCAAGAUUCGCGUAUAAAAAGGCCCUAAGUUAGGUUCAAUCUUCGUUUAAUAUUCUUUGAUCCUUACAAUGUAUAUUUAAUGUUUUGAUGUUUGAUCUACGAUUCUAACCUGAUUCCUCAUGCAUAGAGACCUGGGGGGCAUUUUUAAAAGCUGUUGGUAAGUGAAAAACGACUUUAAGAACGACUGGUGAUCCUUUCUUGUGGUAAAUGAUAUUCACCAUUAAAUGUUCAUUGGUGAUUAUUUUGCACAAAAGAAAGGUUCACCAGUAGUUCUUAAAGUCGUUCUUAACUUACAAACAGCUUUAUGAAACACCCACCCGUAGGUGUUAUUAUUAGAAACUGUUCUAUAUUAUUGACUGUUUAUGAAACAUAUUUUGUUGGACAUAAUGCAACAUAAUACCUGGAAGAAAUGUAAACAAAAACCAUCUGGGAAUUACACUAUUAAAAUGAGAAUUAGACCAAGUGAGUUUUAAGGCCAAGUUAUGGUUGGACCAAAUGGUAAUUAAUUAGACCAAAUGUACAGGUUCCAUAACAUUUGCUCCGGCGAUAAUUGCUCCGCACAUUAAAGGCAUUGGCUAACAUUGCUUUGACUUUAAAAAAUCUGAGGUGCAAGGUCCCACUUGUCACCUCUGUCUGUGAUAUGUUAC